This is a messenger RNA of Bacillus rossius redtenbacheri, 4944 nucleotides long. Its product is annotated as ubiquitin-conjugating enzyme E2 T-like. Gene Ontology annotation, molecular function: ubiquitin conjugating enzyme activity. The transcript is spliced from 5 exons. The record is from RefSeq and is a predicted model, not a curated record. Gene Ontology annotation, biological process: protein polyubiquitination; DNA damage response. Gene Ontology annotation, cellular component: nucleus. Bases 4178 to 4864 code for a protein of 228 amino acids. NCBI's taxonomy places the organism in Eukaryota, Metazoa, Arthropoda, Insecta, Phasmatodea, Bacillidae.
GUGCCGCGCUUUGUGGGGUUGUGUUUCAAACUGUCAAUAAAGUAAAAAAAAAUUUAAAAUAUAUUUAAGUGUUUACGUUGUUUCUGAAAUUAUAGCAGGAAAUGAUUAAAUCAACUAGAGUCAAGAAAGAAUUAGAAAGGAUAACCAGGCAUCCACCGUUUGGUGUUUCGUGUUGGUUGAAAGAUGAAUCAAACUUGGAUAUCCUUGAUGCUUGUAGGUUAUAAUUCUUGUUUGGUCUUUAUAAUAUUUUUGGUAAUGUCAAGGAGAAAGCAAACAUAAAUCCGCUAUUGUGUCUACUAGGUUAUGAUUAUAUUAUAAUCAUUUUGUAAAAUGGUAUUGUAAAAUAUUAGAAGGUUUUUUGGUAAUUUAAUGGUUGAAGGGUUGGUUAGGUUAGUUACAUUUUAAACAAAAUCUUGAUAAUGGUUUGGUAGGGACAUUUAAAUACUGUUUAUAAUGCGUGCAGUUUGUUAUUCCUAACCAUCAUUAACACAUACUACAGUAUUUAAAUGUAAAUGUAGAUCACUGGCUUUCGUAAACAUUGUCUGAAGUUCCUUGGCUUCUGGGUGUUAGCUGUGUCAAAGGUGAAGAUUUCUCCGACUUUGCAGUCGCCAUCAGGUUCUUGUCGCUGAUCCAUUAUAUUGACAUCCGUGGUAUUUUCAAUUUGCAUAACAUGCUUUGUGCAUUUUAUUUCAAGAUGCACCACAUACUUAAAUAGAAUCACUUAUACCAGGUGCGUAGGAAGCAAAUAUUUAAUGGGGGGGCAAAGGAGAGUUUCAUAAUAAGUGGUGGAUUUAACAAAGGGGGUGUCCGGGGGCUCUCCCCCGGUAGAAAAAAAAAUGUAUUUUAAGGAGCCGAAUGGUGCUAUUUAAGCAUCUUUCGUAAAUAAAAAUGCAACGAGCGGAAACAUUUACUGGUCUUAUAUCCCACAAUAAUAUUUCCGCUAUCAGCACUGUGAAACGUGAAUAUUUAGAAGAAAACAAGAACAGUUGCCGCGCCGUAUUUAUUGUGCCUGUACACUUAUCGAAAAGUCUCAAUUUAUUUUAAGGAUAAAGUAAUGCACAGACAAGAAAAUCCCACAAAACCAUUUAGCAUUGCAAUGAAGACAAUGUCUCUUGUUCAUCUGAUGCAAUGGCCGGGCAAAACCAUCACUUUGCCUGACCAUGAAAUGUUAUGUCCGGGCAGUCGCCUGGGUCGCCCCCCUGGUUCCUACGCUCCUGACUUGUACCAUCGGGUGGGAUGCGUGUCUUUUGUGAUAAUUUGGUACAAGGGCAUGAUGUGUACCUUAUGGUUUAGUUUGUAGUGUAAUGCUAAUUUAUGAAUAUUGUAAUACCCCAAGGGUCUUAAAGAAUUAUUCAAUAAGUAGAUAAAAAGAUUUGGAUAAACUCAAUACUGGGGCCCUCAAUUAAUAGCUAUUAAAAGUCAACAUCAGAGGCAACAUUAGGAGUAAACAAAGCAAAUUUAGAGACUCCCUACGAACACUAGGGAGAAAAAGGGAUCGUUAUUAUAGAUCAAUUAAAUAAAAACAGUUACGUCUAUAGACUUCCUUAUUUUAUUAAUCAGUGUUCUUUUUUUUUUUAUAUAGAUUAAAUUUUCCUUUGUAACAUUUGUUUUUCAUUGAUAAGUGAUCUUACUUAAAUUCCUCACAAUUACACUUAUUAUAGUAUAUUCUUUGAACUUAUUUACUAUCGGGCCGGCCCUGAAUGUAUAACAAAAAUUACAAUAUUUAAAAACAUGAAUGAAAUUAACAUCGCUAACUUUACAGGUUGUACAUAUAGUCCUUGCAAAACAUUAUAUAAAUUUCCUCUCCUCGAACUGCUUUAACUGUCCACUGUCAUAACUGGGUUACACUAUUUUUGAGUUCGCAAAGAAAAUAAUGGAAUGAAGCGGGUAUUACCCGGGGCUGUAUGUUGACGGUGAUCGAGGUAGUAGGCCUAAAGAUGGUGGAUUCUGGUCAGGAUCCGACUCUAGAUGUUCCGGGAGAGGAUUUUGGUUGCUUCAAACUUGAAACCCUGUCUGAAACAGAAGUCCAAAUUCCAAAGAAUCAGACCUGUUUCCAGACAGUAUACUUAAAUAGCGCAAAAGGCCAAUAGCAAUAGAGGUAAAUUAAAGGGGGGGAAGACGUGAAGACUUACCAAAACAGGGUGUUGGUCCUGGCGCUCAGGAGAGGGCGUCUCGUCUCCGAUUAAAAAUAUAUAUAUAUAUACACACUAAGUUUCUCUACUUUUAACUAAACUACUGACUGGUUACUCUUAAUUUUAGAUAGGAACUUCAUCCCUCUAGUCUGAGAAGACUACAUAAUAUACGAUGCGAUGUCGAUGAAGAUCGCAGUUACAAACGGUACCAGUCAGUUAGGAGGCGCGCACCGAAGUCCCUUCAGAGCGGGAUAUCAUCAGUAUAUAAUAAGCGCAGGAUCUUUAGAGAAUGGGAGGGGGGCUAGGCUCUGAGCUGAAAAUUACCGAGCCCACCCGAAGGUGUUCGGCAUAAAAAAUAUCAGAUCUUACUGGAGUGACUGCGCGACUGAGGCGCUAUCUUUUGGUGGCGAGAAGAAGUACUAAUAAAUCGACUUGUGGCCGACGAGAGUGUCACUGCUUAUGUUUAUGGUUUAGGUUUAUGGGGCCACCAGUGUUGCCACCUAGCGGCCCGAGAUAUAAGGAUGAGAAAGGUUGUCGUUACCUCCGCGCGAGCGCGGUAGUGUUGGCGCUGCCGAUGCCCACAAGUGGCGUUAGUGACCCCAGCCGUCUCUAGAUGUCGUUAAAGUCCAGAAUCGUACCUGCGGCUGUCAAGCCUGAGAUGGCCUUGGAUUCGGUUACCGUUCCCAUGAGUUCACAAGCGGUCAUCGUUCCUGGCUUCACUUCUGAGAAGAAAGGGUGGGGAAGCAGGGAAGGGGGACUGGCUUCAAAAAACGCAUGGUCUGUGGGACGCAAGGCCCACGAGAUCCUGCUGUCGUGUCUUGCUGCUAGUGAACCUUAUACCAAUUCGUGACAGAGUUAGCAGGGCUCAGCACUGCUUCACAAGCUGCUGUAGGAAAAAGUAGUCAUGCGGAGAAAUUAAGUUACCGGCCUCCGACGUGCCUCUAGGCGGGAUAAAUAUUAGCCAGAAUGCUAAGCUAGCAUUAGGCUGGAAAAAAAAUCUGCUCGCCUCUGAGAACAGAGUCUGAGGGCCUGGCCGUAAAGAAAUAAGAAGAGAAAAAAAGAAUAAAUUUACAAAAAUAUAUUUAUGAUAACAAAAUUUUAAAUAAAACGUGCCUAAAUCCCUAAUACACGGCACAAUAUAUGUUGGUGUAUGGUGGGGGGAUAAAAGAAAGGAAAACUUCCCCCACCAGUUAGAUCGGCUAACUGGUGUGUUUUAGUGUCGUGAUGUCGUGAGCUAUUAUAGGCUUGUAAGUGUGAUCUAAGCAAAUGACCUAAUUAAUCUAAGGGUUGGCGUGUAGUGUACAGCUGUACAAGCCGCUCCAAGGAAACUCUUUAGACACACGCAUGUGCAUGCCCCAGUGAAUGAGGCCGACACUCACACAGGUAUGUUAUCGUGUGGUCGUGUUGGUGUAGAGAGAAAUUUACAUAUUAGUAAUGAUUGGCCGCGCUAGGUACGUAAACUACUGCAUUCACAAGCAUCAGUGAAAUAUAGGACGAGCCAAUAUAACAUAGAAGGUUUUCCCUCAGUGGGAAGCUUGUAGUAGACCUGGAACAGAAAAAAGAAAAUAUUUUUGUGAAUUUUUGUAGAAUACUAGGGAAGUUGUUAACUUAUUUAUUUUGUUGUAACUGCCUGCAGCCCACAAACGCUUUAGCCCCCCUUCCACAACCAGGUUCUUGAAACUCUCCUACCUUUAAAUAUUCUUGCCUGAGUCGGGAGUGUUUCCUGAUUGCCUGUAGCUUCACCUCAGUAGGUACUCCUACUCGGAUUGGCCCACAGCUGCAGCCAAUCAGAAACACUCCUCUCUCAGGUGAGAGCAUUUAGGGCCCACGCACACGAGCGACUGUGGCGCGACUGCGUGGCGAGGAGGUAUACGCAGAUAAGCCACCAUUGAAAACGCGCUGAGCCUCGCACACGGGCGAUAGUCGCGCACGUCUGUGGCGGGCUGACGCGGGUCCCCGCGUCUCAGUGGUGCGACAGAGUGGCGCGUACGCAUUCACACGGGCCACUUCCUGUGACGCGACAGACCCGCGCGGACUGUUUUCCAAUGGCUUCUUACGAUUCCGGCCGUUUUAUAAUGGCGAUAGAAUCACGACCAGCAAUUUGGGAUUCAAGAUGUGAUGCAUACAGCAACAAAAUUUUACGAGGAAAGGCUUGGGAAGAAAUGUGUGCAAUUUUUGUUGAAGAUUUUGUUGACAUGGAUGCUGCAAGAAAGAACCAAGCAGGCAUACGUGGAUUAGAUGGCACUCCAUAUGAAUCUGGGAUCUUCCGAAUACAGAUACAAAUCCCGGAAAAGUACCCUCUGGAGCCUCCCCACAUGAAGUUCGUGACUCCGGUCUACCACCCGAACGUGGACGAAGCGGGGCGCAUCUGCAUGGACAUGUUGAAGUGGCCUCCAGAUGGCACCUGGAGUCCGGUCUUCACCCUGUCGAGUGUGCUGCAGUCCAUCCAGGUGCUUCUGGCCACCCCGAACCCUGACGAUCCUCUCAGGGCGAACAUCGCAGAAGAGUAUCGCUACAAUAGAGCAGAAUAUGAGCGAAAGGCGAGGGAGUGGACUAUAAAAUAUGCUGUUCAGAAAGCCACAAACACUACUGAUUGUGACACUGGAAAGUUCAGUGAUGCUGCUGCUGCUCCAAGCACAGAGAAGAGGAAGAGCCUUCCCAGUGAAGACGAAGAUGGACUUAGUGCUGCAAAGCACCUCAAGACUGAAGCAGAUUGUGAUGUUUUGACAUAAUGCUUUCUGUACAUGAAUUUUUGUUUUUAAAUGUGUGGGAAUUGUAAAUAAUAUUCUGCAAUUUUUGAAAAUCCUAAUAA